AUGGCAGAAGAACCUCCAGCAGCUCCCCCGGCGGCCAAAGCCCCGAAGGCCGUGAAGGCGGCGAAACCGGUCAAGGCGGUGAAGGCCGUGAAGGCUGUUAAUGCCACGAAGGCCCCCAAAUCACCGAAGAAGGUGGCCCGCUCCGUGGGACCAUCCCUCCAGAAGCUGAUUACCGAAGCCGUGACCGAAUCCAAGGAACGAAAAGGGAUCUCUCUCCCCGGCAUCAAGAAGGCGCUGUCCGCCGAAGGCAUCGACGUGGUGAAGGUCAGGGGUCGCAGCAUCACCGCGGUGAAUAAACUGGUGGCUGAGAAACUGACCCAGGCUACCGGGUCAGGGGCUUCCGGCUCCUUCAAGAUCACCAAGACGGCGCCCAAAGCCAAGCCGGAGACGAAAGUGGCGAAGAAGAGCGUCAAAGCCGUUAAACCCGCUGCCAAGACGCCUGUGAAGACCGUGAAGAGAGCGGUGAAGAAGUGCCCAAAGAAGGCCGUCAAGAAGCCGGCAGCCAAGCCUGCUACCCCCAAGAAAACCACCCCCAAGAAAACUACCCCGAAAAAAGUGACCCCGAAAAAAGCCGCCAAGCCCGCGAAGAAGGCUCCGGCCAAGAGAGCUGCAGCGAAGAGGAAGUGAAGCGGCUCUUGGA
This is a messenger RNA of Pseudoliparis swirei, 640 nucleotides long. Its product is annotated as histone H1-like. Gene Ontology annotation, cellular component: nucleosome. Gene Ontology annotation, molecular function: structural constituent of chromatin; DNA binding. The record is from RefSeq and is a predicted model, not a curated record. Gene Ontology annotation, biological process: nucleosome assembly. NCBI's taxonomy places the organism in Eukaryota, Metazoa, Chordata, Actinopteri, Perciformes, Liparidae.